GCGAGGCAAGGAGGCAUGGGCCGUAAGCUGGACCUGUCGGGCCUGACGGAUGCUGAGGCGGAGCACAUCCUCAAGGUGGUGCAGCGGGACAUGAAGCUGAGGAAGAUGGAGGAGGAGAGGCUCAGUGAGAUGAAGCAGGAGCUGGUGGAGGAAGGCAGCAGAUGCUCCAUCCUCUCCAAGCAGCACCGCUUCAACGAGCACUGCUGCAUCCGCUGCUGUGCGCCCUUCACCUUCCUGCUCAACCCCAAGCGCCAGUGCCUGGACUGCCAGUACAACACCUGCAAGACCUGCUGCACCUACAGCAAGAGGGACAAAGCCUGGCUCUGCUCAGCAUGCCAGAAGGGCAGGAUUUUGAGAACUCAGUCCCUGGAAUGGUACUAUAACAACGUCAAGAGUCGCUUCAAGAGGUUUGGAAGUGCCAAGGUUUUAAAGACCUUGUACCGAAAACACAUCAUAGAGAGAGGGGCCUUGACUGAUCUGCUAGAGGGCAGUGUUCACGACGGGAGCAAUGACAACGAUGGCAGUGUCUGUGGCAGUGACUCGGCCUUCUACAAGCAGAGUGAAGGACACAGCAUGGCAGAGACGCUCACAGUUGCCCUGCGUGUUGCUGAGGAGGCUAUAGAGGAGGCCAUCGCCAAGGCAGAGGAGUUUAGUGACAGCUUGGAGAAGCAGAAUGAGGCUAGGUAUCUGCGGGACCACAGAGAGGAGCUCAUAGAGGAACUUGCCACAACCAUUGUACAAAAGAUCAUCCAGAGGAGGAAGCGGUCCGAGAUGCAGGCUGAAUAUGACUUUGUGUGGAGCCAGCCCCAGGCCCCGAGCCAGCCCAGUGAGCUGCCCUCGCCCUCGCAGCCCCAGACCUCCUCCCAGGGCUCCCAAGAACAGUUCAAGACCUCCUACUCCCUCUGGAGGUCCCGGUCAGCAUUCUCCCUAACCAGUGACGACUCCCCAGAGAAAGCCCCAGACGAGGAGGCGGCUGGGGCAGGUGGGGGCUUCCAGGAGUACGCCUCUCUGAAGAGGGAGACCAAGGCCGCUUCACUGCCCAGCUGGAAGAGUAUGGACCGCUUGGACAACUCCAGUGCAUCCUCAGUUCUGCAGAGCCCAGACGGUAACUGGAUUGCUCUGCACAGCUCCCAGCUCUCUCGGCCCAGCCUGCUGACCAAGAGGAAGAGCCUGGUGUACAGUGUGCUGGAGAAGGAAUCGGGCGUGGUCUCCGCCUACGAUGAAAUGGGCUCCGAGUCCGAUGAGAACAACGAGGGCGAAUGGGCCACGGCGCUGCGGCAGUUCCGACAAAAGCUGUCCGACGAGACCUACUACACAGACUCGCAGCACGACCCGGAGUGGACGUACACGCAGCACCUCCGGGUGACCUCGCCAUCCUCGGGCCAGUACACCAACACAGAGACCCUCAACUCGGACUCAGAGGCCUCAUCGGUGCCCUCCACGCGCCCCCGUAAGCUGCCCCAUGGCCCGCUGAAAAAGAAAGGGUCAGCAGACCCACACCUGCACCCGCAGCACCAGCCGGUCUACCACCAACACCUCCACCACAACCUCCCUCCCUACCCGCUCCAUCCAGAGUCACUGGAUGUAAACUUCAACCCUAAGGUGAUGGGAGACAGCAGUGAGGCAGAGGAGAGGCAGAAUGACCCUGUGCGGAGGUCAAGGAGACGCAGGAAGAGCAAAAGAGAGUCCUCUGUGGAGCAGACCAGGCCUGGAGGACAGGGCUACACACCAUCCAUCCACCCAUUAGUACAAGAGAACAGUGGCAUCCUGCUCAGUGCUCUACUGAAGCAGAGUUUAAGUGGGGAGCAACCAGUCCAUGAAACUGUGGGUCUCACUGUCUCAAUGCCAGUGGCCACAGCCGUACCUGAAGGCUUCUCUUCCGACGCCAUGACCCCUGAGCCAGAGGACUUGGACACAGUAGCCCCUAACUCAAUGGCUCCCAGCCCCCCUCAGCACCACUCCCUGGCUCCCAGGCUCCAGCGCUCUCCCAGCAGCUCAGGACCCGGCAAGGACAACUUCUCAUCUGAGGACAAGCACGAGCACAUGAAACAGACCACCAACAAACAGAUGGAUAUAGAAAGUGAGGAACAUAGAGAGACCUGUAGGCUGAAUGAUAGAGAGAGAGAAUGGCAGAGGGCGAGCGAGAGACGAAGAGACAGGCCGAGCAUUAUAGAGAGAGACAAUGGAAGUGAAACAGUCGAACAGGUGAAUGGGUCGGAGAUGAGGAGAAGAGAGAGCUCAUCGAUGAAGGAGGAGCAGCAGGCAGGGCAGAAGAGGUUAGAGAAAGGAGGGAGGAGUUUUGAGGAGAACGUAGACGACAGGGAGGAAAAGAGAGGGGACAAAAGAGAAGGACGGAGACAGAGUAAGAGACAACAGAGACGAGAUGUGGAGAAGGAAGCCGAGCAGAUGGAAGGGGAUAGGAGGAGCGGCUCCAACAGAGGCUCGCCUGCUGUUACUCCCUCAUCCCUGGAGGGGGUGCUGUCUGAUGGACAGCAGAAGUACUCUGCGGCCUCCCUCUGCAGCAUCACCACGGAGGUGCUGAAGGUUUUGAAUGCUACGGAGGAGCUGAUCGGCGAGGCCGGGGGGGAGAGCUACACCCCGUCUGAGUCCAUGAGCGCGUCCCCUGUCUCCAGCAGCUCCGAGACGCGCAAGCUGGACCAGAGGCUCACCAAGAUGGAGGAAAACGUGUACCUUGCUGCAGGUGCCGUGUAUGGGCUGGAGGGGGCGCUGGGAGACCUGGAGGAGUGUGCCCGCAGCAUCAGCAGUUGCACCACGGACACAGAGCUCGCCUUCCUGGAAGAUCAGGUGGCCACUGCCGCCGCUCAGGUCCAACAGUCUGAAUUACAGAUAUCCAACAUUGAGGCCAGGAUAACAGCCCUGAAAACCGCUGGCUUGAAUGUCACCGCCUGCAAUCGCUUCUCCAAGUCCAAGCCAAAACCCAAGCCUCAAACCCUGGACUCAUCACGCCAUCAGAGGAGAAAGCUACCGGCCCCUCCUCUAAAAGAAAAGGUGGAGUUGGAGCAGCAGGUGCAGGUGUUUCGGCCAUAGCAACAGCAGCACAUAAA
Lampris incognitus (smalleye Pacific opah) is the source of this 3065-nucleotide messenger RNA. It is a transcript of the gene myripb, whose product is annotated as myosin VIIA and Rab interacting protein b. Gene Ontology annotation, biological process: intracellular protein transport. Lineage: Eukaryota; Metazoa; Chordata; Actinopteri; Lampriformes; Lampridae. Gene Ontology annotation, molecular function: actin binding; small GTPase binding; myosin binding. Bases 16 to 3048 code for a protein of 1010 amino acids. The record is from RefSeq and is a predicted model, not a curated record. The transcript is spliced from 18 exons. Gene Ontology annotation, cellular component: cortical actin cytoskeleton.